AUGGAAUUAAUUAAUGCAUACGAUUUAUACAAACUUGAACAAGCUGAUGAAUUGCUUGAAACUGGUUUACAAUCUUUAGAUGCAUUGCUAGGCGGUGGCAUAUCACCAGGCACAUUUUUGGAGAUUGUUGGCUUGUCAGCUACUGGAAAAUCACAAUUCUGUAUGCAGUUAGCAGUUAGUCUGCAAAAAAAUAAAACAAAAAAAGAUAGUGUGUAUGUGGAUACAGAAGGAGGAUUCCAUACAAAACGUAUCUGUGAUAUUGCAACCAAUGUAUUAAAAACAAUGGAACCAUUAGAAUCAUUGAAACAUAUACAAGUUAGCCGCUGUCGUGAUUUGGUUGAAUUAACAAGUGCUAUUCAUCGGUUAGAAUUGUUGGUACAACAAAAUCCAAAGAUUGGUCUUGUAAUUGUGGAUAGUGUUGCGAUGCCGCUGCGUGGUGAGAAUGGCUAUGCCUUACGAUCGAGACUAGAAAUUUCACGAAUUCUUUCAAAAUUGGCUGCUUCCUAUAGAUUAAUCAAAGAUGGUGAAGCGCAUCUUGCAUCUGCGUUGGGAACUUCAUGGUCUCAUCGUCCAAAUACAUGUUUUUGGUUAUAUCCACCCAAUGUUAAUUCUCGAAGUAGCUCAAUUUUUCUGGUGAAAUCGCCAUCUGCCAUGAAUGAUAUGAAAUUUCUUGCUGUUCUAGCAGAGAGUGGUGCAGCGGACACAUUGUCAAAAAUCACCGAAUUUGUUGCAAAGUUAUGUAAAGAUAAGGUAACAUUACGGAUUACAUCCGAUGCCAUAUAUUUGAUUAAUCCUUCUUCAUUAGCUAAUAAUGGGAAUUAUUUGCAAAUUACACUUAAUGUGGCUGAAUUUUUCUCAACGUACAUAAUGGGUGGUGUGUCAGAAGAAUUCAACGAGAUCUAUAUGGAAGUGGAAAAAGAUUACUUGUUCAGAAGUAUGAAUGUGAAGGACCGGUCGACGAAAAUUCGUUUGGUCAAGCUUGGCAAUGUACCCCAUUUAAAAGUAGAGCAGAAAUCAUGUGGGAUGGUUCAUGAAUUACCUGUAGUAUUGAUUCCAACCAAAUAUUGGAAAACUUACGACAUGCCUACUUUAGAUAAUAUUUCGGUUGCCCUUUAUCUUCCGCCACUGUCAACAAUACGUAGCUUAGUGAUUUCAUUCAAGAAUAUGGGAGUAAAAUAUAUGGAAAUUAAAGGAAAUCAAGAAGGUGAACUUCAGUUUUGCGGUGACUUAGAUAUGGCAAACAUUGUCGUACAUUUCUCGAAUCUUUCCGUUGUUUCGUUGCACAACAGUCAUGUAAAUAAUGCAGAUGGCCCAGGUGUAUUGCGAACAGUACGCGUUGAUAUCAAAGCAAUUUAUCUUUUUCUUCGCAGUUUUUCCAAUGUUUUCACAAUGUCACGAAUAUCGCUCAAGAUUGUCCCGGAAAAGAUGGCAGUAUUUUCAGUGGAACAAAAUGAAGCCUCAUUGGUUUAUAUUGUGAGUGGAAUGGCAUAA
Molecule: messenger RNA, 1491 nt
Organism: Brugia malayi
Lineage: Eukaryota; Metazoa; Nematoda; Chromadorea; Rhabditida; Onchocercidae
Gene: Bma-hus-1
Product: Hus1-like protein
Exons: 12
Coding region: 1-1491 (496 amino acids)
Biological process (GO): DNA repair; meiotic DNA recombinase assembly; DNA damage checkpoint signaling
Cellular component (GO): checkpoint clamp complex; replication fork; Rad51C-XRCC3 complex
Molecular function (GO): ATP-dependent DNA damage sensor activity; crossover junction DNA endonuclease activity; ATP binding
Source: RefSeq, a predicted model, not a curated record